AUGGUUCCAUCUCCUGCAGAUGUAUCUCUGCCUGAUUCUCUAGAGGACCAACCAUCGCAAGAAGACCUUAUAAUUCACCCCGAUUCGGACGGGAAAUACCAAUGCGGGCGUUGCCUAAAGCGCUUCCCCUGCCACGAGCCAUAUCAAUACCACGCAACGAAGCACGGCGACGCUAUCAAACAUAUUUACAUCGGACCCAAACAGUGCGCUGCCAUAAAGCCAGAUCUUUUGGCCUUUCAUGAUGUUUAUUGCCAUCGCAGUACUCAUUAUGUUCGAGUAACUAUCUCCCAACCCUUUGGGUCCACGUCUUCAAUACAGCGGAUAGAUGAGGAAGUUGUUUUGACCUUUGGAGAAUUUUAUGGAAAAGACUUCAGUUCUACGGAAAUAUACAACUAUACCUUAGAAAGGAUGGAAGAGUUUGACAGCCAGUGUUGCAGGAGAAUUCCUGAUACAGCCGUAGUAAGGACUCUACGACAUCCAUCUUCAAAUGCGAAGACUAAUUCCAUACAGCUUAGUCCCAAGAACUUUUUGAAAUUGCUGCGAUCAUGCUUCGCAUGCAUUCCGACACCGAGACGGUCGAGGUCUAGACAUUGGCCUAGCAUUCCAGACCUGAGAGCGACAUCGCUCUAUCCGUCAACUGAGGCUACCACUGCCAACGGCGCGCAUGUUCCGGUUUCUGAUGACCUACUUUCAAUUGAGAGCCAGCCUGCAUCAUGGAAAUCUCUGGGAUGCCGUCAAGAUUCAGCCAGACCAGCAUAUUCACACCCUUCAUCACCAGCCGUGCCACAAACAGUCCUGGUUGAAGCCGCUACUACGUAUGCUGCUCCUGGUCAACUACUCAUACCACCUUUUUUUCAGGCGACAGACGUUCUUCCUAAGGGUGUUACUGGAAUUGUAGCUAUAGGUUCUUUCUACUCGACUUCCAAUGGUGUUCGCGGCCACAAGCGAGUAAAUCUUGGCGCGCUUCUUUUACACACGCGCUGCGCGAGCCAACUACGAGAUAUUGUUGGUGAGUACACUUAUGAGCAGUUGUUGGAGUUUGAGGACAAGCGCAUGGAUGUUUUGGAUCCUGUUUAUUCUGGCAUCCUACCGGAUGAUUUGCAAAUUGGAGUAGGCGAAGAAGUUCCGUUGGAGGAAUGCUCUCCAAUGCUUCAAGCCCAAGUCUUCAAUUGCCUUGGUAUUUGA
Messenger RNA from Bipolaris zeicola 26-R-13, 1185 nucleotides. RefSeq lists its product as uncharacterized. The transcript is spliced from 4 exons. The record is from RefSeq and is a predicted model, not a curated record. NCBI's taxonomy places the organism in Eukaryota, Fungi, Ascomycota, Dothideomycetes, Pleosporales, Pleosporaceae. The coding region runs from base 1 to 1185 and encodes 394 amino acids.